Molecule: messenger RNA, 2659 nt
Organism: Opisthorchis viverrini
Lineage: Eukaryota; Metazoa; Platyhelminthes; Trematoda; Opisthorchiida; Opisthorchiidae
Exons: 14
Coding region: 170-2374 (734 amino acids)
Biological process (GO): vesicle-mediated transport
Cellular component (GO): Mon1-Ccz1 complex; intracellular membrane-bounded organelle
Molecular function (GO): protein binding
Source: RefSeq, a predicted model, not a curated record
GAAGUAUCAUCGUGCGCUACACAUUGGAACAGAAUUCAGUUCCCGAUGUUGAUCGCACUUCGUUUGCACGUUCUACUCGGUGUCAGAUAGAUUCAGCAUACAAUACUGUUCUUGGGAUUGAGUCAUUUUAAUUUGACUUGCUCUUUUAUUUUUCCGGAGGUUUAUCCAAAUGUUCACAAUUGAUCGCCUCAGGCUUUCUGAGCUUUUCAUCUACUACCCGCAUCUGUGCCAGAGAGAAGGAGACGAACACAAAAAGCUACUGUACUUUUUCCCUCACAACACGUCAAUGAACGAGCGACUAAAGUCACUUGGCCUAUGUGAAGCUGUAAUGUCAUUCACUCGGUUUUUCGAUUCCGCAUGCCAAACACUACAAACCUCCUCAACCAGACGAUACUUCCACCCACUGACCAAUGACAUUUGGGCUGUUAUGAGUGUAAUGUUACCACCAAAGGCCAAACUAACCCAGGAUCACGCAUAUCACAUCGAUGGUGACUGCCACGUCAAUGAUCAAGUAUUAAGCACCGUUUUGUCAACAGCAUGUGAAACAUUCGAGCUAUUCAAUGGGAAGAUACCAGCUCUUCUUGACACAGAAGGUUUGGACAUUUUGAAACAACGCUUGGAUCACUUUUUCUCAAGGUAUCUCCGAACCAUGCUGUUCGAGCAUUGUGAUUUGUUGGAUUGUUUCAAUGGGAUCCAGUUUACAGCUACUGAUCCGGCCGAUUUCGCUCGAGUUCAGGGUCUUGUAAACCGCAUCAGAUAUGCAUUUCGUUCCAUUCGGCACGUCAGUUUCUUCUACGAUGGUCGUUUGGUUCAGUCUACACUGGAGUUGAGCUACGCUCGUCACCUGUACCACUAUUUAAAUUCGUUCCUUUUCGUGGAGCAACCGGAUUUAACCCACACGGCAGCAGCCGUAAAAACUAAGCAUUUGGGAAGGUUCCUAGUCGGACCGAAAACCCUGUCGGAUACUGCCGAAUCUGUCCAGUGUCCAGUCUUGUGUUCCCCUUGCUCAAAUCUACCAGACUGCCAGCUGGUCACCUAUCAAGCCCUGAGAGCCGUGCUCUGCCUCGUCGUUCGUGGCAUCAAUCCAAUACCAAUGGAUUUCUUUGUUCGGUUCGACGCAAUGGUCGGCCCACGUUUGACAAUUUUGGCGGAUAAGCUGGCAGGCCACCAGUCGAGCUCGCUCGUCGGCGGUAGUGUAUUUCCAUUACAAUUUACGGAGGAUAGUCUUUUCACGAGUGCCGUCACGCUAUCUGCACUCGGUGGCUCCAGUACCCCAGAUGAUGGUCCUUCCCUUGCCACGGAGGAUUUCUGUGAGCAGGAUUUGUCUUCAGUCCCCAAGCUGGGCAGGUCACGUUUUAUCUACUGGAAUGCCUCCACUUAUGCCGUCAUGACGACCCUACAUGUAUACACGGGUUCUGGUCGCCGGCAGAUAAACGGAGCUAAACCACUGCUGGACUUAAUGGUGAACCUGCGCAACGAGCUGUUGCUGAGGCCGUCAUCUUGGCAUGAAGAGAUCACUGUUCGGCUCGAUCCGUGCGUUUGGCUGGUUGCUCGGCGUUCAAAUGGUCGAGAAAUUUACAUGCUCUUCAUGAGGAAGCAGGAAAGUCUCAUCAAGUUAGAUGCUGCCAUGCUACCCAAAGAAAGUACGAGGACUGAGAUACCGCCAGAUUGCUCAGGCCUAGACAGGGCAAGUCGAGAUGCAGAGAUCGGAUUCGAACCACGGACCUUCCUGUCACCUUUCUUUGAUUUCCUCGGCUGCUGCCAACGUCUGACCUACUUCCCCGACGACGAGUUUAAUCUAUCAGCUCCUAGAGAACCACUACCUGAAGUCAAGCUUGAUCUUUCAAGUGCAGGCCCAACAGUGGUCCUGCUUAAAAAUUGUCUGCGCAUUUGUGGCCAUGGAUGUGCACGGUCUGUAGUUCCAAUUCUGCAGGACAAAGCUUAUUUCGAAGUGAAGAUACAAUGUACUGGACGCUGGGCGGUUGGUUUGUGUAGCUCCAAGACCCAAUUAUCAUCAGUCGAGAACCUGGGUAUCGACAAAGCGAGCUGGGUUGUUCGCGAAGAUUCCUGUGUCUGGUAUUCAGGUGUUAAACUGGCGCGCCUCCAAACCCCUUUAGAAGAGGGUAACGUUCUCGGACUGACGUACGAUCACGUGGAAUUACGGUUCUACGUGAAUGGAGCUGCUACCGGUUUGAUCAAUGAGCAGUCGGCGCAGUCGAUGGAAGGGUGGACUGGAAUGAAAGGUAUUUUGUAUCCUGUCGUCGGUGUCGCUGAAAACGCUGUUUUGGACGUUGGGUUCAACCGAAGACACUUUUAUUUCCCCCCUCCGCAACCCGACUUUAAGGAGAUUCAGUUUGAAAAAGAGUUAUUAUGAUUGUAACUUCAAGUUAUGCGCUCUUCCAGCGAGUGCUGGUGGCUCAACCCGCUCAACAGCUGGGUGUUUCAGACACCCAACUACCUCCUGGUACUAUUUAUGAAGUUUGUUUUCUUUUAUCGGUUUUCAUCUAUGACUUAUCCGUUGGUCUCACAUUUUGUCGUUUUUAACACCUUUUCGAUUGGAUAGUUUGCAUCCCAAGCCUUGCAUCUGUGUUAUAAUAUCCUCAAUCAGCUGUUUGCCUACUUUCCGCCUUACUUUUCCACAUCAUCCAAAACUGUCGAG